Pungitius pungitius (ninespine stickleback) is the source of this 5365-nucleotide messenger RNA. RefSeq names its product 1-phosphatidylinositol 4,5-bisphosphate phosphodiesterase delta-3-A-like. NCBI's taxonomy places the organism in Eukaryota, Metazoa, Chordata, Actinopteri, Perciformes, Gasterosteidae. Bases 276 to 2627 code for a protein of 783 amino acids. Gene Ontology annotation, molecular function: calcium ion binding; phosphatidylinositol-4,5-bisphosphate phospholipase C activity. The record is from RefSeq and is a predicted model, not a curated record. The transcript is spliced from 16 exons. Gene Ontology annotation, biological process: phosphatidylinositol-mediated signaling; release of sequestered calcium ion into cytosol; lipid metabolic process.
UAUUUUGAAAGCCCCCGGCAGAGGACGCUCGUGUUUGCGGUGCUUGUCUUGACGCCUGUCUGGUUCGUACCGCUGUGGGUUUAUAAAUCUGACAAGUGACAUCAGAAGGGGGAAAGGCUUGGCCCCGCUCCCCAAGGAUAAAGUCGUGGAGGUCCUCCUGCGGGCUUUCCGUGCAGCCGACCCGCUAGAGCGCGUAUCCCCGCCGCCCAAGGAGCCACGCAGGACCGACCGGGGAGGGGAGGGUGGGGGGAUAUCAAGCUCAGCUCCUUAGCGUCAUGUUGGGCAAAAAGAAAGCGGCCCCGGCGGCGAAGAGCGGGGCCGGGACGUCCGAGUCGAAGGCCAUCGAUCCCCUGAGGAAUCUGGGAGUGCAGGAGGAUGACGACGUGAAGCGGAUGUUGCAAGGUUCCAGUAUGAUAAAGGUCCGCUCACCUCGCUGGCAGAAACGACGAACACUGAAGCUGAUGGGAGACGGCGUCACGAUCUGGUGCCAGUCCCACAAAACCUCCAGCUGGGCCAAGGAGCAGCAAUCCUUCUCCGUCAUGGAGGUGGAGUGCGUCCGCGAGGGUUUCCAGUCGGAGACGUUGCGGCCGAUGGUCGGUUCCGUCCCGGAGGAGCGGUGUUUGACGGUGGUCUUUAAAGGGCCCCGCAAGAGCCUGAAUCUCCUGUGCCAGAGCCAGGAGGAGGCUCACCAUUGGGCCCGCGGCAUACGGACGCUGCAGGAGAGGGUGGACAACAUGACUCAGAAAGAGAAGCUCGACCACUGGAUUCAUUCUUUUCUGAGUCGGGCCGACCAGAACAAAGAUGAUAAGAUGAGCUACGAUGAGGUUCAGACGCUACUGCAGAUGAUCAAUAUUGAUCUUAGUGACCAGUAUGCCCGUAGCCUCUUCCAGAAAUGUGACCAGUCAGCGGACGGUCGUCUGGACCACAAGGAGAUCGAGGUGUUUUGCAGAGAGUUGUUACGGAGACCGGAGCUGGACACCGUGUUCACGCGCUACUCUGCCAACGGCUGCGUCCUCUCCACUGUGGACCUGAGGGACUUCUUGAAGGACCAGGGGGAGGACGCUUCACUCAUCCACGCCCAGAGCCUCAUCCUCACCUAUGAGCUCAACGAGUGGGCCCAGAAGAACCAGUUCAUGACCCGCAACGGCUUCACCAUGUACAUGCUGUCUAAGGAGAACUGUGCGUUUAACCCGGAACAUGCCAGGGUUUACCAAGACAUGACACGCCCACUGGCUCACUACUUCAUCUCCUCCUCCCACAACACCUACCUCACCAAGGACCAGCUGACCGGGGACAGCAGCACAGAGCCAUACAUCCGAGCCUUGAAUCAUGGCUGCCGCUGUGUGGAGCUGGACUGUUGGGAUGGAGAUAAAGGAGAGCCAGUCCUCUAUCACGGACACACACUCACCUCCAAAGUGCCCUUCGUCAAAGUCAUCGAGACCAUCAACGACUAUGCCUUUAAAGCAUCGCCCUAUCCUCUGAUCCUGUCCCUGGAGAACCACUGCUCCGUGGAGCAGCAGACUGUGAUGGCCCGACACCUGCGCUCCAUCCUGGGAGACAAGCUGCUCACCGAGCCCCUCGACGGGUUGGAUCCUCACAAGCUGCCUUCUCCAGAGGAUCUUAAGGGUAAAAUCCUGGUGAAGGGGAAGAAGGAAGGCGCGGCGGAGAAGCCUUCGCCCACCUCUUCAGACCUCAGCUCCUCGGACGAGGAGGCCAGCGGCAGAAAGCCCGAGGACCAGAAGCUGGAUGUGUCUAAGCUGAGUCCAGAGCUGUCCCAGCUGGUGGUGUACACCCGCAGUGUUCCCUUCAAAGGCUUUGAGCAGGCAGCAAAAAGUCCAGCAACCAACAUGUCCUCUUUCUCCGAAAGUGAAGCGCUCAGGCACGCAAAGGACUCAGGGACGUACUUUGUCCGUCACAACAGCCACCAGCUGAGCAGGGUUUACCCGUCAGGCCAACGCCUUCAGUCCUCCAACUACAACCCUCAGGAGAUGUGGAAUGCAGGUUGUCAGAUUGUUGCUUUAAACUUUCAGACGCAUGGUGAGCAGAUGGACCUGAACGAGGGCCGGUUCCUGCAGAACAGUCAGUGUGGGUACACGUUGAAGCCGGCCUUCAUGUGCGAGCCCGACACCACCUUCAACCCGGAGAAUGUCGGUGGAGGUGUAGGCCAUGCACCUGUUCUGCUCAGUGUUCAGGUCAUUUCGGCUCAGCAGUUGCCCAAGCCAGAGUGGGACAAACCCACCUCAAUUGUGGACCCUCAGGUGUGGGUGGAGAUACAUGGCGUUCCCAUAGACAACGAUAAGAAGAAAACGCAUUAUGUCGACAACAAUGGCUUUAACCCAAGGUGGGACUGCACCUUCAACUUCACCAUCCAUGUCCCUGACCUGGCACUGGUUCGCUUCAUGGUGGAGGACCAUGACUACACCUCGAGCAAUGACUUCCUAGGGCAAUACACCCUUCCUUUCACGAGUCUCCGCACAGGUUACCGUCAUGUCCGACUGCUCAAGCUGGAUGGCUCCAGCCUCUCACCGUCCUCUCUCUUCAUCCACCUGAAGGUCACCCAAUGUCAGAGUAGUCCCUCAAAGUCGUCAACUCGGUCACCGGCCAAGUCUUCUGCCAAGAAGCCCUAAGUGCAUCUCUACAGUAGCAAAAAUGAAGCGUGCUGCGGACCACCCCACCCCCCCAAAAAAAACGGGCCCUAUUUAUAAAACGUAGUAAUUACAACUCUUUUUACACAUGGUGCAGCUAUAAACCUUUAGCCUGUCUAUUUUUUACAGAGAGAAGGUCUCUUUAAUCCCAAAUUUAAUGACGGUCUUGCUUUUCAGAGCACAGAUUCAGAACUCAUUGAACCAGCAGCACUCCGUUGAUCUAAGUACCACAGGUUGGUAUUAAUUUGUCUUCUUGCUAACUUCUCAAACUUUUAAGUCUCAAAGAAAUGACUUAUUUCUUAACCUCAAUCAUCUUAUUGUAGUAUAUUUUCGUCAUCUGAUAUUUUCUAAGAGGGAAUAUUAAACUUCAGACCCCGAUGCUUUGAAAGGUUGUAGAGCUUAAUAUGAGCCUAGCCUUGUUAGAGUGGACUCACUUUGACAAAGUUGUGCUCACAGCCAAGGUAAACACCAUUAAUGAUUGCAGGAUUAAUAUUUAGGACAACCAGUAACACAUUUAGAUUUUUUAGAUUUGUUUUACUUCUGCUCGUAAUAGUGUGUAACUGUCAAUGUUUACUGCUAAGCUCAUGGAGCUUAUGAUCACAUCGUACUCAUAACCAGCUAUUUAGUGACCGGGUUACUCCCGUCCUCUAAGAACAUGUUUUCAGGCUCUCAGUGUAAAUCUACAGGCUGUUCUCAUGCACUCUUUAUGGCUAAACUACACUAGCUAUGUAGUUAUAUAGAACUAAAUAUAUUGCAUAUCUUCCAUAGUCAAGUUCCAAAGUUAUUUUAACUCAAACGUUACCGGUUUGUUACAUAACCAACUGUACUUAAGUCAUUUGAACACAGGUGUUGAUUUAGUUACAUACGUAAGUUACGCUACUAGUAAUCUUUUCCUAGACCUAACCAGGUAGGUGUGUGGCAAGUUUGGGUAUGAAAACACACAAAGAAACAAUCAGACUUUUCGUUAGAUAUCACAGAAACAGUUGAUUGACGAUUUGAAACUAGGCUCAAAAGUGGAAACUUCCCCAAUACAACAGAGCAAAAGUUUAAUAAAUAACAAUGUAUGUCUGACGUGUGCUGUACAAAUGAAAGGGGCGACUGGCAAUUGAAAACCAUCUCAGUACUUUGAGAAUGUGGCGUGUAAAAUAUGAAAUGUAUUUUGAAGAGAUACAUUUUUUGUUCAAUGUUUUAUUCAUAGUAUUUUAGCUCGACACAAUCAGUAAGUGCAUCAGUGAAUGACCAAACUAUAUUAUUAAGUAGCCAUGUAGACCUUUUAUAAUAGAAAUAGACUUUGAUCUGUUAUGCAAUAGAUGUUAAUGCAGUAGUUUGCCUUAUGGUUAGCUUGUUAGACGAGACGUACAUGCACGUGUUCCAUAGUAGCAAGGACUUUUCUUAACAUUAUUUGAUUUUAUCUUUAACUUUGUGCUUAGAUGUAGAGUGCAAUCCUGGCCACUGUGACAUAAAUCAUUUUUGGUAUGUAUUAACAGAUUAGAAGACAUGUCUCCAUGCCAGACAUCAUGCUGUUAAGUCACCUGCUGUAGCGUCUGUUAAAGUUUUAUUUUUUAGCUGGUUUUAGAACAUUUGUGCUCAACUAUAAAGAAUUAUGAAUAUUUAUAUUUUAGGACAAUUUAUUUAAUAAUCCUAUGUUAAAGAAAAAGGUUUACCUUGUACUUUGAUUUUGUUUUGUUGGAGCUGGUUCAGGACAAUUCAUAUUUUGUUGAUUUUCAUGGAACAGAAAAAACUAUGAAUAUUUAUAUGAGAAUGAUCUAAUGAAGAUGAAGAAUAGAAAGAACUGUUGGUAACACUUCCUGUUACGCCAAUGUUGUUAUAUAACUAUAAACACAUUUGUAAUUUGCAUUAUAAUUUGCUUAUACCACACAUCAUAGUUAUAAGUACCCAUAGUUGUACAAAUGUAAUAUUCCGGUUUGCUUUACCUUUUUUUUAAUCCAUAACUAAAUUAUAAUGCAUUUUAAAAAGGGAUUAUGGGACUUAAAAUAGAUUCAUGUCAUUAAAAAAAUGAUUCUUAAGUAAUAUAUAUAUAAAAUGUCUGUUGCAUUGUUAUGAACCGCUGUGAUUAUUGAUGAGUGCCUUUAACUAUAAUUGUACUGUUAUAUAAGCAGAUUAUAAGUAUGCUUAGACGGGUAGAUAGACGAAGGGAUAAGAAAUCAUCUUCAAUCAUCUCUACAUUUUUAAAUAAUAACUAAAAGAUGAUUCUAAAUAAGUUUUGCAUUAUGAAAAGACUAUUAAAGAGACAAUUUGUCAUUCUUCAUCAGUUAACAGCUCUUAUAAAAUUGGGCCAUUGCCAGAGUUCAACAAUCUCAGACAAACUCCAGCCCUGUGACUGAUGUUUUAGGAGCUGUAAGUUUACAUGCUUAAAGACUGAAGGUGUGUUUUUUAACUGGACCAUGCCAUGAUAACCAAAAACUAACCGUCCAAAUCCAAAGAAUUAAAAUCAUUGUUUUUUAUUUAAUACAUUUGAAGUAUUAUACUGCUUCCCUUUGUUAUAAACCAGCUGUAUAAUUGUGAUUGUGAUUAUUAUUUAUUCAAACAGGUAAUAAACACAAUGAAAGAAACUUUGAAAAUUGAAGAAAGAGAAGAAUCUAUGCCAGAUAGUUUUAGAGUAUUGAUCUUAUGAUGAUCCAUACUGUAAACUGACACUUCCAAAUGACAUGUUUUGUUUUUUAAAGUGAAAAAAAAAGAACUAAAAGUUCAUCAUUUAA